AUGGAUAUCAAUUCUCUUACACAGUGUAGUGCACUGAACUUGUCUGAUGAGAAACGCUGCUUGGAGACGGCUACAUCGGUAAAUGGACUCUUUUGCAGCUUCCACUCCAAACAAUGUCAAGGUCUCUAUCGUGGAUACAAACUUCGCACAGCUCGACUUGAGCGUCUGGACAGAGCGGUUCCCCUGUACUUUGCAAAUACGAAAACUUCCCUCGGAAAUGAAACCUUCAAGGAUGUAACAACGGAGGCAGAAUGUAAGGAACUACAUGAUUGGUUAUGGACCAAGUAUCAAUUACUGGAAAGGGUAAUACGGGCGAGAAGGUUGCAUCAUAGUCGAUUCUUCAGUCAGAAUAUGGACUAUGGGCAUGCAAAAUUCCUGGAUCAACUCACACAUCAGAAAGCUUAUGUUACCAAGGCUUUGGAGAGACUUGAGAGAAGAACUGCUGAGAUCUUGUAUAGAAACCAACAAUGGUUCAAAUGGGUACGAGAAUGCCAGGACAAUGAAGAAGCACAUCGGGAAAAGGAACAAAAGAAGAUAAAACAAGAAGCACAACUAUGGCAGAGAAAUUGGCAACAAGCAAAACAGAUAAUGGAGGAGAAAAUGAGACGAGAAGAGAAGAAGAAGCAAGAUACUUUCCUGGAGAAAAUAUACAAGGAGAAGAUGAAGGAGGUAGAGGAGAAUGAGGGUACGGAGGAUGAUAUGGAUUGGGAUCCUAUUGAAGAUGAACUGGAGGAUGGAAGAGGAAAUUUCAUUGACCUCAUGCGGCAUUUCUUGUGGGUGUCCGCAGAAGAACAGCCAAAGACGGAAGGACCUCCUUCAAGUGAAACCGACAAGAAUGGUUUGGCCGAGAAUAGUGUAGCGUCUCAAGAACCAACUCCCAACACAACUAAUGUCGCAGAAGUUAUAUCCCAACUUGAGUCCUCUACUCUAUCCAAAAAGUCAAAGAAGAAGAAGAAGGAGAAUGCAGCAGCUACAACCGCCGCUUCCUCUCAGGCCGCCAGUGGCAGCAAACCGGUACCUAAACCACAAGUGCUCCCUGAUAAAUCUCUCAUCGAAAGUCGAGAGGACAUGCAUAAUAGGCUGGCCCGAGGAAUCAAAAUCGACUUUGAUAAUGUUAACGGGAUAAUGGUGGCUGGCACAAUAGAGAAUCCUUAUCUUCAAAAAACAACCCGAACCUUCACAGAAUUCGAAAUUCAACGACUGCUUCUCGAAGUGUCUGAGAUCAAGCACUUAUUAUUUUGCCGAUUGUUACUUGGACACGCCGCAUUACUCCCAGCAGCUCUUCGCGCUGAUAGUAUCGAGGCAUUCUUUGAAGACGAAGAAGUGACCGGUACCGCUCUGAGAAAUGUUUGUCUCAAAAUGGAGAAGCCCAGUCUUCAAGAAAUCCGUGAUGCAUGCGCAGAUUUCUUUCGCUCCGGAGAUGAAGAAAAAGAAGAGCAGGAUGAACCAGAGGCUCAAGAUGAUGACACUGAUGAUCACGAAAGCCAUGAAGCCAAACUUGCUGACCCUUAUGACGUGAAGAUGAGAUUAGGCUGUAAAAAGCGUGGGGAAUUACCUGGAACAUGGCGUUCAAAACGAGAAAUCUCCCGAGAAGCGGCAGCUGAGAAUAUGCUUGAUAUGGCUCCCGGAAUGGCUCCAUCUAUGAAAAACAUUCUUGGGGAAGGGGGUGCCAUUGACUUUGGUGAUUCUACGAAUUCUCGACAAAUACGCAAGAAGAUUCGCGUAAAGAUUUGUGGUAGAACGAUAUGGAAUUAUCCCAGUGAUGAAGCAAUGAGUCGUGGAGGAUGGUUACACUUCUCCAUCAUUGCGAAAGAUAGUAAUCUUAAUACUGCAAUCGAGCUUUGUCGAAACUGGGAAGAGUUCUUUGAGCUGAACAUCUUGGCCUGUUGGGGGUACUUUCCUGCGUCAAAUUGGGCUUCAUGGGUUGGAAAUAGAUUGAAGCAGCAGUCCCUACAGCUAGGCUUCAUCAUGUACUACGAAAGUUCAGAUCCAGAUGCCAAGGAUCUCAGUGUAAGUUUUUCACAAGGAGGUCGCAGCAAACAAACCCGACGUCAGCAUGCUAUAUUUCAAGCAAGAAACGUGAUUUGUGCCCAUAUCAAACGAGACGAUCAAGCAAGUCGCCGAUUCAUUCAAUAUUUAUCCAUGCAAAGCCAUCAAUUAGUGUUGCUUGUCAGGGAUGCUGAGAGUGGUAAAUUAUUGGUGAAGCCUCCUGAAGAAGAACGAUGGCUAUGGCGAGAGAAAAGCGGUCUUGGACGAGCUGUCAAAAACGUGUGGAACGUUUUGAAGAGAAUUGGACCUGAAUUUUUCGAGGAAAUGGAUCGUCAUCGCCAGUGGAACUUUUCGUUCAAAGAUUAUUAUGAUAUUUAUGUUUGGGAUCUCGAGCCUGGAGAGACCUUGCCCGGAUUGUUUAACACUGUUCAGCAUAUGCUUAUCAAAGCACUCCGGUGUGGCAAUGGUAAAGACUUGUACCAACCAGCGGCUUCUAUUUUAAAAACGCUGUAUCGAGAUAAAGACAGCCAUUAUAGAGAUGUCAGACCAGGUGACACGGUACAACUCAUAAGCCAAUGGGACUUUCUUCAAGAUCAAAAAUCAACAUUCUUUUAUGGUGAAAUUGAUGGACCGAAACCGACUGAACCGAUAGACUCAUGGCCGAGUAAUCUCUUUUAUAACGAAGCAGAUACUCUGGAAGAUGAGGUAUUAUUUCCUGAGGAGCGAGCCGAAGAGGCAUCGAGCGCCCUGGUUGCCGUUGGUAAAAAGGACUCACUGAGAGCGUUUGAGGAAGAGGACUUUUCCAUCAAAAGAUUUGUAGAAGGAACCUGGAAUUGGGAAUCAGAAGAUUCCGAAGACUCGGACGACGCUGGAGAUUCAGAAGAUGAGUCUCAGGGCUCGCAUGAAAAGGCGUUCGAGGAUGGUGAUAACGAUGGUUCUGUCGAGGAUGAUGGCGAUGACGGUGAUGAUGAUGACGACAACGAGGAGGACUACUCAAAAGAUAUUCCAGAGGAGCUUUGGGCCGUUGUAAAAAGACUUGCACUCGAGAAGGCUCGUAAAGAUGACGAUCCUAAUGAUGACUUGGAAGGAGAGUUUAUGAGAUUCAUCGAGAAAACAACAUCUAGAGCUUUCAAAAAAGCUUGGCAUCAAGCGGAUUUUACCCCCAAUGGACAAGAGCGGUAUUUGGAAAUGAAGAAGAUGGCCCAUAAAUCCUGGAGGUAUAAUCUUACCGGUAGAGACUUCUUCAAAUCCUCUUCAACAAUGCUCAAUUUCCAGGUGAUGAGUUGGAUGAAUGUCACAGCCGAUGGCGUGAAAGAUGCACAGAAAGCUGUUGGUAAGGUAUACCCGUUCUUCAAUCCAGAAUUUCUCGAUGCAGAAGAGGGAAAGGAAUUCAAAGACUCUUUAAUGUUCAAUCAAGAGGAGCGAGCCAAGCAUUACCCAGAUACUAGAACCGACAAAUCUACGAUUCACCACACCAAAGAAUUUUACGCCAAACUCGACAAGUCCUGUAGGGAAAUGAAGUUUAUUGAUAAUUACACAUCAUUUCCCUCGGAAUGGGAUAUGAAAAUCCGACCUAUUAUUGCAAAACUUUACAAGUCUGGCAUCAUUCGCAGCCAUGCCUUACCAGAAGCCCGUUGUCGGGCAUUCCAGGGUACUGAAGCCACUCGUCCUUCCAAACCCGAUCUCUUCGUCGAUAUGCGUAGUAUCAUUUCUUCUCUCGAAAUGCCCUAUUGGGUUGAGGAUCCCUCCAAACUCCCACCCCUCCUAACCACUGCCAGACAAUUCUCAACUUCACACCCUAACGCCAAAUUUGCUAUACUUCGCUUAUGGAGUGCUCCCUAUUUCUAUCCUCUAACAGUUGGUCACGAUAAACGUGAUGGGUUUACCUUUUACGAUCUCACCGGGCGCGUGUUCACUUGGUUGUUUGUUCCCAAAGACAUGCCAAAUUCGGAGCUUAGUAUGCACGUGGCUUGCAAGAAUCGGAUAGCGCCUUUCAAGAAACAGUUUGGGGAUAAGGUGGUGGCGAAAAGAGAUAAAUAUUUGGUCAUGGGGACGGAUGAGAAAGAGUUGGAAAAGAUUGUGGCGGGAGUUACUUAUGCGGUGCAAAUGAGAUCGUGGAGACAGGAAAUAGAUUUGUGGAGGAGUUUUAUUAAUGUGGAUUUGGGAUUUUUGGAGAGGUUGGAUGAGAAGUGGUGGGAGUGA
Messenger RNA from Sclerotinia borealis F-4128, 4191 nucleotides. The record is from the annotation of a GenBank genome assembly. Lineage: Eukaryota; Fungi; Ascomycota; Leotiomycetes; Helotiales; Sclerotiniaceae.